AUGGCUGCAACUGAGACACAAUCAAAGGAGUACAACGGCUGUGGAGGCAACUUGGUGCUGUCAUCCGGAAAGGCUAAGGCUGGUGAUAAGGACCACACGGACUGUUCUCGAAGCACACCAACAACACCAGUGGUUUGGGAUACUGCUGUUUGCAAGAAGCUCCAAGUACCCUACACAUACCGCAAGGUCGCCGCGCUCAUUGUUCACUGGGCCGAUUAUCUGGACACCCAGCUUCCUUGCGGGGACGAGAUACGCGAUUUGCAAGAUGUGUUCACCAAUCAGUAUCACUUCAAGACUAAGACGUUGAUUUUGGACGACAAGAUCAACCCACAACUCAAGCUACGGAGUGGCAUUGACCAAUUCGUCCUGGAAAAUGAAGGUCCGCAUCACUCAAACCUGCUUAUUGUGUACUACACCGGCCAUGGCAGAGAUAGUGGCGCAGAUGGAUUGACCAUCAUUGGUGAACGGCAAAUGGGAUAUUCUGAUUUCUUGGCCUUGUUCAAUGCAAGUGCGAACUGGAAGAGGGCCGAAGAAAGUCUGGUCAACGAGGCGCAUGCUGAUGUCCUUACCAUCUUAGACUGCUGUUGCGCCGGCAGCAUCAUGAAGGGUAAGCCGGCGGAGGAUGCACGGACCUAUGAGGUCCUUGCUGCAACACCCAGAAAGAAAGCCACCGAGGCACCAGGUCCGUUGUCGUUCACUAGAGCGCUCAUUGACGUGCUCAAAGCGUCGGCUGAGAAGCCCGAUUAA
Molecule: messenger RNA, 747 nt
Organism: Baudoinia panamericana UAMH 10762
Lineage: Eukaryota; Fungi; Ascomycota; Dothideomycetes; Mycosphaerellales; Teratosphaeriaceae
Exons: 4
Coding region: 1-747 (248 amino acids)
Biological process (GO): proteolysis
Molecular function (GO): cysteine-type endopeptidase activity
Source: RefSeq, a predicted model, not a curated record